UUGCCCGGUUGCGAGGUUGCGCUCUCACAGACGGACAGCACUGCAGCCUCUGUUGGACCAAUUAACGUGCCCGUCUGUGCGCUAACCCCGCUGAGCGUGUUUUCCUGGGCGGCCUCUGUUGCUGUCUGCUCCAGGACUUUUAUAUCAGCUGCAGCGGGACAAUCAGUACAGGACAGAGACGAAGAAGUUCGCAAUGGGUUCGUCUUGGGCUUUCGUCUGCUCCACCUUGUUGGUCUUGGCUGCACUGAGCUCUGCAACCAAGGAUGAGCACAUCGUUGAGCAGCGCCCGAUCACUUUUGAUGCUGACAAUAAAGAUGUGGAAGUGCCAGAUUCACUCUUGUUGCAGAGAGAGGUGGACUUGACAGAGUUGUUUGAUCUCAGGGAUUUCUUCACAGGUCAGGUAAUCGUGCCUCCAUCAGAACAGCUUGACUCCCAGAGUGAGAGAGAGGGUUCCAGACCAGGAGUCUUGACACCAGGACGUCAACCAGGUUUUGGGGGCCGUUCUUUUGGCCCCUACGUGCAGGACUAUGAAGUCCAGUUUCCCCUCGCCCGUCCUACACACGACAAUCUCCAAGCCAUCUGUCUCCAUGGAGAUCGUCGUCGUACAUACCCAGACUCUUACUUUCCUGCCUCAGGUUUUAGUAAGCUGAAGCGAAUGGCCGGAGCAGUCAAUAUGGCAGAGUCCAGGUUUAGCACAUGCUGCGAAGGGAACCAGACGUGGGGGACGGAGGCCACGCUGUGUUGCGCCAAGCAGGCGUGGGAGCUGUCAGUCAGAUCCUUCUGUAAAGAGGACUCCUCAGUAAAGGAUCGUCUGUAUGAGUGCUGCAGAGGAAAAGGCGACGAAAUGCUAAACUGCUUCAACAGAAAAGCUCCAAACCCAAACUACGAGCCAACAGAGGAGAUCCCUUUGCCACCACUCCCCUCUACUGUCGAAUUCUACUUUGACCCCCUCAGUUGCCAGAGGACAGUGAUGACUCCAUACCGCAUCAGAGGAAACAGACGAACGAUGCAGACUAAACCAUCUACUUCCCAUAAAACUGACAUCAACUUUCCUCUUGGACGACCCACUGCAGACAACAUUGAAUCAUUGUGUCUCAACCAGAACCAACGCCCCCUCUAUAACGUAAAGUGCCUUCCAGGUGUAGACUAUGAAUGGCUGGCUCGUCAGGCAAAGACCAUUAAUCGUAUGGAGAAGGGAUUCAAACAGUGCUGCAAAAAGAAGCAGGAUGUGCUCAACUGUGCUGAUCGGAAGUGGAGUGAGGAGCUUGACAGGUUUUGCUUGAAAAGUAGACAUGUGGAUUUCCACUGUUGCUCGGGUGAUGGGGCAAAUGAGCGAUACAACUGUUUCCAAAACAUUUCUUCUGAUCCUCAUUAUACUGCAUAUGUGACUUCUGCCACUGAAGAGCUCUCACUUAACAAAAUCUGUGACACUCACAAGAUCAUCAAGAAGACGUUCCCUGGUGUGUUUCCUCUCAAAAGCUUGGUUGGCCACUGCUGCCCCCUGCCUGAACAAGAAAAGGCAACUUGUUCUGUGCAAAAGCUUGAGGAAAUGUCAGCAACCCUGUGUUCAUCGGGGGGGACUGCUCCUCCAGUUGUCCGCCGCUGUUGCCGCAUGCCGACACAGAAGACCUCACAGUGUGUCUCCAAAAUUCUCAUGAACGCCAUCUCCAAAGCGACCAAGGCCUUACAUAAGAAGAAGAAAAGGUGCCCAAUCUCCUAAAUCCUUGUGACCUUUUGUUGCUGACCUUACUGGCGCUGGGCCAUUCAGGGAAAUGGAAAGCUAGCAGCAGAGGUUGCCUCCAGUCGCUUGACAGGAAAAAUGAUUGCAGCACAAAUUCCACUUAAAAUUCUGUAUGAUGAAAAGAAUAAGCAAAAUCUGGAUCAAAUUCUAGCUUCAUCUUCUGCACAUUUUUGUCUGAGAUCACAUAAGAAGCAUUGCUAUCACAAGAUUAUUUUAAGAGGUAAACAGAUAUAUUGUUAAAUGCAUAUGCAUAUAUUUAACAAUAUGCAUAAAUGCACAUUGGCAGAAUGCAUAUACUGGCAAAUGCAUAUUGUUAAAUGUUUGUGUCACUGUACCACUAUUUUAAAUAGGCUGCUUUUUACAUAUUUGAUUAUGAAUUAUAUGCUUUUUCUUGAUUCCUAUUCUCCUAUUUUUGUAUGGUUUUGGGGUUAAGAUCAUAUCUACAACAGUUAACAGUUAAUAAAAACAUUUUUUAAAUGUA
Molecule: messenger RNA, 2222 nt
Organism: Toxotes jaculatrix (banded archerfish)
Lineage: Eukaryota; Metazoa; Chordata; Actinopteri; Toxotidae
Product: extracellular matrix protein 1-like
Exons: 11
Coding region: 194-1720 (508 amino acids)
Biological process (GO): signal transduction; regulation of bone mineralization
Cellular component (GO): extracellular region
Source: RefSeq, a predicted model, not a curated record